AUGGAGUACACGACCCACGAUGAAAUAAACCUCGUCCGACUCGUUCGAAGGCUCGAGAAGAGCGUCGCUACACCCGAUGAGUGGAACGAGGGCAAUGAGUGGAUUUGGUUAAAAGCGCAGAAGGAUCUCCAGAAAGUCAAAUACGCACGCAAACUCGUCAAGAACGUCGAGACAUACGACGAGGACGCGUUACUCCCAGCCAAGAUCAAGCAGCGUAACGAACUCUUGAUCAAGCUGGACAAAGUCGAGGUAUUCCUCAAAGACGUGCAUCAGCGCACACUACCACCCACCAACCGCCCCGCACCACUCCUCCCGUCCAUACCAAAACCCGAGUUCUCCCCCCCAGAACAAAACACACCACUCCUCUCCUCCACCGCCCUCUUCUCGCCACCCUCUCUCCCCCCAUCUCCUCUCCCACCUUCCUUUCCCCCUCUCGCGCGCACAUCCCCAUCAACCACCACCGCCCUCGCUCCCACAAACACAGACGCCCUCAUCCCACGCAAACCCCCCACCUCAACACCAUCAAACCCAGCCCACACAUCCCUCCAAUCUUCCCUCUCCCUCCAACUCUCCCAAAUGGCAACCCAACUAAAACGUAACGCCGAACACUUCCAACAAACACUCGAAAAAGACAACGCUCUCCUCCAAAUAACCUCCCAAAAGAUCGAGGAGAACUACGACGCGAUGGGUAAAGCUCGUGUCAUGCUUAAAGAUCUUACAGGGAAGAGUGGUGGAACGACGUGGUUGGUCGUGGCGAUUGUGAUGUGCGUGUUGGGUGUGUUUGUGGCUAUGGUGGGUGUUAUUCGGUUUUCGAGGUUUUGA
Messenger RNA from Laccaria bicolor S238N-H82, 822 nucleotides. RefSeq lists its product as uncharacterized. Gene Ontology annotation, molecular function: SNAP receptor activity. Gene Ontology annotation, biological process: retrograde vesicle-mediated transport, Golgi to endoplasmic reticulum. Bases 1 to 822 code for a protein of 273 amino acids. The transcript is spliced from 3 exons. Lineage: Eukaryota; Fungi; Basidiomycota; Agaricomycetes; Agaricales; Hydnangiaceae. Gene Ontology annotation, cellular component: SNARE complex; endoplasmic reticulum. The record is from RefSeq and is a predicted model, not a curated record.